GCCAGGCACAGGAUGCAUGUACCGGGCACCAGAGCAAAGAUGUCCAGCAUCUUUGCCUAUCAGAGUUCUGAGGUGGAUUGGUGUGAGAGUAAUUUCCAGCACUCGGAGUUGGUGGCCGAGUUCUACAAUACGUUCAGCAAUGUGUUCUUCCUCAUCUUUGGACCCCUCAUGAUGUUCCUCAUGCAUCCGUAUGCCCAGAAGCGUACCCGGUGUUUCUAUGGAGUGUCAGUCCUCUUCAUGCUCAUAGGGCUGUUCUCCAUGUAUUUCCACAUGACACUCAGCUUUCUGGGACAGCUGCUGGACGAGAUCUCCAUCCUGUGGUUGUUGGCCAGUGGAUACAGUGUGUGGCUGCCCCGUUGCUACUUCCCCAAGUUCGUCAAGGGGAACAGGUUCUACUUCAGCUGCCUGGUAAUUAUAACCACUAUUAUCAGCACCUUCUUGACGUUCGUGAAGCCCACAGUCAAUGCAUAUGCUCUCAACAGCAUCGCCAUACACAUCCUCUACAUUGUGCGCACAGAGUACAAGAAGAUUAGGGAUGGGGACCUCCGGCAUCUGAUUGCGGUUUCUGUGGUCUUAUGGGCCGCUGCACUGACCAGCUGGAUCAGUGACCGUGUACUUUGCAGCUUCUGGCAGCGGAUUCACUUCUACUACCUGCACAGCAUUUGGCACGUCCUCAUAAGCAUCACAUUUCCUUAUGGUAUCGUGACUAUGGCCCUGGUGGAUGCAAAGUAUGAGAUGCCAGAUAAAACCCUCAAACUCCACUACUGGCCCCGGGACAGCUGGAUCGUCGGGCUACCCUAUGUGGAGAUCCAGGAGAAUGACAAGAACUGCUGAGCUCUGCUGUAGUCUCUGCUCUCCGGCCAGCCACCGAGUCUCCUGUGUACUGAGGAUACAGGGCAGGACAAGGCUUUCAGUGGGCACACUUGCAGCACCCAUCCCAGCCCAUGCUCCUUGCCCUGCCUUGUCAGCACAGGGUAGAUUUACAUGUGGCUCAGGGUACUAGUUUGGUGGCUGAGGGACAGGGGCUGCCUGGUGUGUGGGAUGACUGGCCUGUGUCCACCUAUGAGACCACAGCUUCUUCAUGGCCACGGAUGUGGUGGACAGAUGGGUGUGUGGCUGAUACAGCACCUGCCUGAAGCAUAAUGCUUGCUCUCUGUCAGCUCGCACAUCUGGGACUGUUUAUGAGUGUUAUGGAUUCAACUGGAUCAUGACUGUAUUCUGGGAAACUGGGGAGUAUCCAAAGAACAUUCUAGGCCCCACCACAUACAGAUAGAUAUUCGUAUAGAGACCUCUUUGAACCACCACAUGCACUCAGGGCAUAGUGUUGAACAUGAGAGCCAUGCAUGAGGAUAAUAAAGGGCUAACCUGGGUGACAUCAUGGGACACUUAGAGGAUAGGGUACUGGGGAAAGGGUCUCCGUGAUGGCUAAGGACACAGAGUUAGACGUGCCAAAGCCUGAUUUUCUGCUCCACAGUAUUCAGCUUGCAUAGCCCUGAGGGGUGUGAUGUUUCAAAUGCUGUUUGUAAAUAAAAUGUCAUCCCCUCCUGGGAUUUCUGUUGAUUAAAAU
This is a messenger RNA of Mus caroli (Ryukyu mouse), 1567 nucleotides long. It is a transcript of the gene Acer1, whose product is annotated as alkaline ceramidase 1. Gene Ontology annotation, cellular component: endoplasmic reticulum; membrane. NCBI's taxonomy places the organism in Eukaryota, Metazoa, Chordata, Mammalia, Rodentia, Muridae. Gene Ontology annotation, molecular function: N-acylsphingosine amidohydrolase activity. Gene Ontology annotation, biological process: ceramide catabolic process; sphingosine biosynthetic process. The record is from RefSeq and is a predicted model, not a curated record.